Molecule: messenger RNA, 2013 nt
Organism: Pestalotiopsis fici W106-1
Lineage: Eukaryota; Fungi; Ascomycota; Sordariomycetes; Amphisphaeriales; Sporocadaceae
Exons: 1
Coding region: 1-2013 (670 amino acids)
Molecular function (GO): dipeptidyl-peptidase activity
Source: RefSeq, a predicted model, not a curated record
AUGGCUGACUCUUUGCUCCCCAUUCGUGUCCUGGAGCACGAGGAGAUUGUACUCUCCGAUGGCACAAUCCUCUCGGCGCUGAUAUGGCUGCCGGUCGAUGCAGAGGCCAAUCCGGUGCCAGCUAUCCUCGAGUAUCUGCCAUACCGUAAACGCGAUGGGACGGCGCAUCGCGACGCCCUCAUUCAUCCUUAUUUUGCGGGGCAUGGAUACGCAGGUGUCCGCGUGGAUAUGCGGGGCUCCGGCGACUCGGAGGGCUUGUUGCGCGGCGAAUACCUCCAACAGGAGCAGGACGAUGCGCUGGAGAUUCUCAAAUGGAUCGCCGCCCAGGCGUGGUGCACGGGAUCCAUUGGCAUGAUGGGCAUUUCCUGGGGCGGCUUCAACGCGCUACAAGUCGCGGCUCUACGGCCGCCCGAGCUCAAGGCCAUCAUCUCGCUGUGCUCGACGGAUGACCGCUACAAUAAUGAUGUCCACUACAUGGGCGGCUGCCCCCUGGUCGAAAACUUUCUCUGGGGUGCCGUCAUGUUCACCGUCAGUCCCAACCCUCCGGACCCGGCCUUGGUCGGGGACAAGUGGCGGAAGAUAUGGCUCGAACGUCUCGAGUACGGCGUUCCUUAUGUCGCUGAGUGGCAUGAGCACCAGCGACGCGACGAAUUUUGGAAACAUGCCUCUGUUUGUGAAGACUAUAGUGCCAUCCUAUGCCCUACCUAUCUGGUGGGCGGGUGGCAGGACCCGUACCACAACUCAAUCUUUCGCAUGUUGGAACGCCUCCAAUGUUGUCCCAAGAAGGCACUCGUAGGACCUUGGGCGCAUAGCUGGCCGAAUUUUGCCUACCCAAAGCCACGUGUCGGAUUUCUCCAAGAGUCACUUCGCUGGUGGGACAAGUGGCUCAAGGGGAUUGAAACGGGCGUCAUGGACGAUCCGAUCUUUCGAUGUUAUCAGCAAAGCAGUAUUCAACCACAGCGCCAUUAUGAUUUCCGUCCUGGUCAGUGGGUGGCCGAAAAUGCAUGGCCUAGCCCCGGAGUUACACCUCGAAUCAUGGGCCUUGUGCCAAAGCGGCUUGUGGACGGCGCAUAUCAGAGCGAUGCUAAAUUGUCCAUUUGCUCGCCGCAGACGGUCGGUUUCGGAGCCGGCCGCUGGCUGCCCUACGGCUCCGGCGCGGACCUUGCUGGUGAUCAACGGCGAGACGCCCACGGCUCCUUGGUUUUUGAUAGAGAGCCUCUGAGCGAGCCCCUGGAUAUCAUGGGGGCCGUACUGGUUCGACUUCGAGUCGCGAGUGACAAGCCUCAAGCGCUCGUGGCUGCAGUGUUAUCCGAAGUCCUGCCCGACGGCUCCGCUACGAGGCUUACCUACGGCGUGCUCAACCUGACGCACCGCGACGGCCACACCGACCUCAAAGCGCUUGAGCCGGGCACCUACUACAAUAUCACGGUCAGGAUGAACGAGUGCUGCCAGCGCAUUGGUGCGGGAAGCGUGAUACGACUCGCGCUCUCUACGUCUUAUUUCCCCACGGUUUGGCCGUCGCCCGAGGCGGCCACCUUGACCAUUGAUUGCGCGGAGAGCAAGUUGGAAUUGCCUAUCCGAACAGGCAACCCAAUGGAUGAUGAGCUGAAGCCUUUUGAGCCGGCCGUCAAUGCUGCGCCACUCGAAACGAUCCAAUUGCGUGAAGGGAGUAGCAAGAACACCAUCACCGAGGACCUUGCGACGGGCGAGAUGACAGCAACAUACUACACCGACAUUGGUCUCUGCGAAAUCAAGGAGACGGGCUGGCGAUUUGGCGAGUGCACUGAAAUUGUAACAAGAAUCAAGCCCGACGACCCAUUAUCGGGGCGGGCACAGAUGAAGUUUCGUCAAGACUUUGGUCGUAGUGGUCUCGAUCUGGUCCUCAAUGGGCUGACAACCAUGUCCGCUACGGCGACAGAGUGGCAUCUGACCAUGGAAAUUGAGGCCUUGGAACAAGACGAGCAAAUAUUCCAGCGGGAUUGGAAGUACGUCAUUCCGAGAGACCAUAAUUGA